Molecule: messenger RNA, 960 nt
Organism: Fusarium venenatum
Lineage: Eukaryota; Fungi; Ascomycota; Sordariomycetes; Hypocreales; Nectriaceae
Source: RefSeq, a predicted model, not a curated record
AUGCCUUCAGUUAUCAUCUUUGGUGCAUCUGGCUUUGUCGGUGCCCCCUAUACAAGAACGCUCAAGCAAGCUCAUCCAGACUGGCAGAUCACUGCCUAUGUCCGAAGCACGAACACCGAUCUCAGAAUCUCCCUCAACAUAGAUCGCAUCAUAACUGGUGACUUCAUCGACUUUGACAAAGUGAAGGCCGCUAGCGCCGAACAUGAUAUCGCUGUCAACGUGGGCAACUCCUUCACUUCCGAACCGGUCGCGGCCAUCAUCGCUGGCCAAAAGGAGCGUACGACCAGAGGCAAAGUACUUCACAUUAGCGGUGCAGGAAACUUCAUCGAUUUUGGAACGUCUGGAAACUUUAACCCUGUGAGCAAGGUCUGGAAUGAUGCGAACGAAGACGACAUCAGGGCUGUGCACAAAGACAUGUUCAACGGACAAUCCGAUACACUCGUUCUUGAGGCUGAGGGAAUUAAUACCUGGAUCGUCUGUCCCUCAGUCGUUUAUGGAGGUGCUCACACUGGAUCAAAGACGAUGGGUAUCGGGUACAGUCUUCUCACAGGGAAUGCUAAGCCUUUGGGAUAUGUUCCUUACGUCGGCGAUGGAACGGCCAUCCUAAGCACAACACAUAUACUCGACCUCGUUGACUUCCUCGUUAAUAUCUCCGAUGUGGCCGCUAAAGGCCCUGCUGAAGGCACAACAUACAGCCGAUACUACCUCAUUGAAACGGGCCGAGUCACUUGGAAGGACAUGGCCACUCAGCUUGCCAAGGCGAUGCAUGCACGAGGAAUUUUUGCAACUGCUGAGCCCAAGAACGUUCCCUUUGAAGAGGCUGGUCAGGGAGAGGUCAAGCAUCUCGUGGCGGCGAACAUGCUCAUCAAGGGAGAUCGUGCGGCGGUUAUGGGUUACAAGGCGAAGCAUCCUAGUAUUUUGGAACAGGUUCACGAGGAUCUUAAGGAAGUGCCUAUCUAG